UUCUUAUUUUAACACUAUUUUGGGGGUUCCGUAUAGGGGGUCUGUAGGGGUAGUCCAUGGACCGGUCCAUGGGUAGUCCACACACCCGGUCUAUGGUGGGGGUCUGCGGACCGGGGGUCAGUGUUUUCAGGUUACCCUUAAAAAUCAUGCCUGUUAGCAGGUGUUAAAAACAUAACAACUACAGGUAUUGUGUAUGUAAAGGAUGUAAAGCAAUUUUUUAUUUGUUCACAUAGAGUACCUGGCUACUGCAGAGCAAGUGUUUCCCCUCCCACAAGGUUUGUUUCUGCUCAACUUUCAGGUGGAUUGAAAAUAUUAUUAGUACAUAGACACCUUGGAGAUGUGAAGAACUUAGCCCCUCAUAAAGAGCAUGGUGAGUUAAAAAUGAUUGUGAUUAAUACUGCUGUCCACCUGUACCUAGUAUAGCACACUUUUUUGCGAAAGUCCUUUUCAUGCUUGCUGGAUAAAAGAUGGAGAAAUCUGACUGCGCUGAAGUGAGUUGGAAGUGUAAAAGCUUAGGUAAAGAAGGGAAGGGAAAUGAGAAGUGUGGUAGCGUCUAGAAGCAAGCAAGUUGUGGUUGCCAAGAGCCAAAGGAUUUUGUAUAGUGUGAUCGUCCGGGUGAGGGUAGUUCUGAAAAGAACUGUUGUUGGUAAAUAGCGUUUGUCAGUCGAUGAUGUUAUAAGUCUGGUCCGUUGAAAAUGAUCGGUCAGUUUAACCACGAUGGUAUUGGCUGAAAGACUUGUGUAAAGUUUGUCAUCAGUCAUAUUUAUCAGUCUUAUUUAUAUUCACUUAGUAAGGGACUGGCCAUGGUGCAGGUACUCCUAACUACAAUUUAUUGCUAGUAGCAUACUAUAGUGGAACACUUUUAAUCCAGCCACUGACAGGCCACAAAGAUCUGGCUGUAUUAAUUAACAGGUUGGCCAUAUUACCAGCCUCGAGUGUUGUUUGAAUUAUAGUAAUUACUAGGAAAUAACUGACUGAGCUUUUGUUGAGGCCAGAAUAAAUUGACUGUGAUAUUGAGGUGACCAUGUUUAAAUGGGUUGCCAUCACUGUAAGGCAGGGUUCUACUCUGCAUGUAUCCGGGAUGGAGUUUAUUAUCAUGUACCAAUGCAGAAGUUGUCGUGCCAGAAGGAGUCAUACUGGGAGUUGACCAUGCAGUAGUUUCUUGGUACGUACUUGUACAGUUAUGCCAUUAAAUUUUUUUUUUUUUAAUUUUUAAUUUUUAUUGUUAUUGAAAAACAAAUGAUUACUUACAUCGUACUUACUCUAGCUAAAUUACAAUAAAGUACAAUAUUUUAAUCUACUACUUGCACUAUUUACCAUGCGAACUCACAUUACAAGGAUAUGCUUAGGCUAUAAAACAAUGCCACAACUUGCACUACUAUCAGUUCUCAGUUAUUUACUUAUUUAUUAUUAUUAUUAUUAUUAUUAUUAUUAUUAUUAUUAUUAUUACUUUUCUGAAAACAUACAUGUACACCACUGACAAUUACAAUUAAGAUUGAGAAAACGCUACGUGCAAAAAGGAAAAAAAAGCUACAACUAUUGAGGUGACCAUAAUAACUAAUGGGUUGCCAUCACUGUAAGGCAGGGUUCUACUCUAUUUGGGAUGGAGUGUAUUAUCCUGUACCAAUGCAGAAGUUGUCAUGCCAGAUAUUUCUUUUCUUUUUUUCAUAGUACAAGGAUCUCAGACAGAUCAAAUUCGUGAAUUCGGUAGUUCCCAGUCCUUGUAAGACACAGCCAAAUAUUAAAAUCUAAUAUUAAUUAAAAAUAGCUUCAUUUUUAUACCAGAAAUAGGAAGGAAUUCAUGUCAGGAUUCUAGUAACAUACAUGACUGUGUAACUAGACUGAACACUUUUACUCAUACCUCUCAUCUUGUACAUACUCUUAUGUAUGACUAUCUUAAGGUCCCUAUAAUUUAAUAAAUAAAUGUAUUUUUGAUUCCAGACUAAUAAAGACCGUACGCUUAGUAUAUUGCUCACUUCAAUCUAGAAUUGUAAUGAUCUUUUGAGCAGUUAAAAUUCUUAAUGACUGCUUCUCACAAGUCACCUCUCUGUGUGGUUUUGUUAGUUCCUUCGUUUGCUGGAAGGUACAAAUUUGUUUGGGUUAUUGGACAAGGACAAUCUUUAAUUCUGGUUGCUGCUGAGGAUACUUUCCAUCUUAAUGAGAGGUCAGUUGCAGUGAAAAUCAUGCAUCUGGACUAUUCAAGACUUGGUGCUCAGGAGGCAGAUUGCAUUCAGCAGAUGAAUAAGGCAGAUAUCCUUUGUGUCUCCAGAACUGCCCAGUUGUAAAUAAUGUUUUCAGCUUUGAGGGUCACUAUUGUUUGGUGUUUGAGUUGCUAUGUCCAAGACCUCUCCAUCAAUACUUCAAGAAAUGUUAGUUUGAAAUUGAGUAGGAGGCAAAGUUGAAAGUGAUCAGAAAAAUAAUGUUACAACUUUUACAAGCCCUUGGAUUCCUAAAAAGAGAGAAUGUUAUCCAUGCUGACUUAAAACCAGAGAACAUUCUUUUGGAAGAAGGUGAGGAAAUCAAGAUUAAAGUCUUGGACUUUGGGAAUGCAAUACAUUGGGUUCAUAGAGAGGUUUCCUUGUAUUAUGAUGAGUUUGAACUGCAAACAUUACUUUACCGAACUCCAGAGGUGAUGUUUGGUGUUCCAUUUGGCCCAGAAAUCAACAUCUGGUCUUUAGGGUGUAUCCUAACUGAGUUGUACAUUGGAAACCUUUGUUUCUUGGAAGAAAUAAAAAUGAAAUCUUGCAAGAGGUGACCUCAAUCUUUGGUCCCAUACCUAGGAAUCCAUUCCAGACUGGCAAGUUUUUCCAAGAAUUGUCAGAGUUUGUUGGUCACAAUCCAGAAGUUCAUCAGCUCGUCAUUGUGACUAACCUGAUGAAGAAAUUUCACAACUCAAGGAAUUACGCCUUUGCAAGUUUCCUGUUUGGAUUGCUGCAGUACAACCCUGGUAAACGACUUACACCCUGUCAAGCUGCUAUGCAUCCAUUCUUGGCUCCUGAGUUUCCAAGUGCUUAUCUGUUGCCAUGGCAAGGAGACAAAAUCUCAG
Messenger RNA from Orbicella faveolata, 3046 nucleotides. RefSeq lists its product as uncharacterized. Lineage: Eukaryota; Metazoa; Cnidaria; Anthozoa; Scleractinia; Merulinidae. The record is from RefSeq and is a predicted model, not a curated record.